This is a messenger RNA of Gaeumannomyces tritici R3-111a-1, 1293 nucleotides long. RefSeq lists its product as hypothetical. Gene Ontology annotation, molecular function: serine-type carboxypeptidase activity. Gene Ontology annotation, biological process: proteolysis. NCBI's taxonomy places the organism in Eukaryota, Fungi, Ascomycota, Sordariomycetes, Magnaporthales, Magnaporthaceae. The record is from RefSeq and is a predicted model, not a curated record. The transcript has 4 exons. Bases 1 to 1293 code for a protein of 430 amino acids.
AUGCGGGCCCCGUGGCUCGUCUUCAUGUGGCCGCUGGUCGGCCUGGCCAUCUGGAACCCGAACCGACUCCCGCCGUCGCUGCGGGAGCGCACGGUGGCGCCUCCCCCGGCGCAGGUCGGCCCCGAAGCGGCAAGGGCCGUGUCCAAGCGCGCGGAGCCGCGGUUCCUGACUGACAACACGAGAAAAUUCGCCGUCAACGGCACCGGCAUCCCCAACGUCGACUUUGACGUCGGCGAGUCCUACGCCGGGCAGCUCCCCGUCGGGAGCGCCAACCCGGGUGCCUCGCUGUUUUUCUGGUUCUUCCCGUCGACGAACCCCAGAGCGGACAGGGAGAUUUUGAUAUGGCUGACUGGUGGCCCGGGCUGCUCCUCGACGGGCGAGCUCGUGCAGGAGAACGGGCCGUUCCUGUGGCAGCCAGGCACGUUCGCGCCGGUACGCAACCGCUGGAGCUGGCACCGGCUCACAAACGUGGUGUGGAUCGACCAGCCCGUGGGCGCGGGCUUCUCGCGCGGCAACGUGACGGCGCGGGACGAAGGGGACGUGGCGCGGCAGCUCAUGGGCUUCUGGCGCGGCUUCGUCGACGCCUUCCGCCUCGAGGGCUAUAGGGUCUACGUCACGGGCAGCUCCUACUCGGGCAUCUACUGCCCCUACGUCGCUGGCGCCAUGCUGGACGAGCGGGACCGGCUCAACGCCAACAACAACAACAACAACGCGAGCGGUGGGGGUGUUGGUGCGUCGUCGCCUGGGGAGCGGUACUUUGACGUGCGCGGCAUGAUGGUUUUCGACGGCUUGUUCUCGACCUUUCGCACGGCCGGCGACGCCGUGACGGCCUCGUUCGUCGACAUGUGGGCGCGCGUCUUUGCCUUCAACGACACGUUCCGCCGCGGCCUGGCCGACGCCUCGGACCGGUGCGGCUACACCGCCUACGUGAACAAGUACCUCGUCUUCCCCGCGGCCGGCCGCCAGCCCUCGCAACCGCCGGGAGCAGCCGCCGCCAACGACGGGUCGUGCGACCUGCAGGGGCUGGCCUUUGCGGCCGCGGGCGAGGCGAACCCGUGCUUCAGCGUCUACGGCGUACGCGAGGGCUGCCCGCGCAGGUGGGACCCGCUCGGGUUCGCGGCCAACACCAACGCGGCGCCGCCGCGGCAGUUUGCCGGCGGGCGCGGGCGGGCGUGGCUGGACCUGCCCGAGGUGAAGCGGGCGAUCCACGCGCCCGACGACGGGACCGCGUGGGCGUUUUGCGGCGAGCGGCCCGUGCGGCGCCGCGGCGGCCCAUGUUUGUGCCGUACCUAG